AUGCUUCAUAGACUAUCAAAGUGGAAUGGGAAAAUGCAAUCACUGGCUGAUAGAUCUGUGAUGAUUAAACAUGUUCUUAAUACUAUACCUGUCCAUCAAAUGAGUUCUUUCAAAACUUAUUCAGAUGGGGGUCUUAAUUUCAGGGAUGUCCAGUGUUUUAAUCAUGAUCUUCUAGCUGAACCAUCUUGGAGAUUACGCAUUGUUGAGGACACAGUAUUCCCUUCUUCUAUGCAGGCCAAGUACUUCAAGAAUGUAUCUCCCCUUCACUGUUCUAAGAAAAACGAUUCUACUUGGAGCUGGAGAAGUAUCGGUAAUGAAUUUGACUUUAUAAAAAGGCACAAUUUUUGGUAUCUUGGUGAUGGUAAAAACAUCUUAAUAUGGAAAGAUAAGUGGGUUGUAGGCUUAGAUGGAGUUCCAGUUUCUUCUUCAACAGUCACUAAUUCACAGGCAGUUACUCAUGUCUCUGAGCUCAUUGAUUCAAGUAACAAUUGUUGGAAGUCUGAUCUUAUUAAUAGUUUGUUUGAUAACAACAUUGCUCAUCUUAUUCUUAAUAGGAGAAUACUUGUGAGAAGUAAGGACAAGCUAGUGUGGACUUAA
Messenger RNA from Papaver somniferum (opium poppy), 597 nucleotides. RefSeq lists its product as uncharacterized. NCBI's taxonomy places the organism in Eukaryota, Viridiplantae, Streptophyta, Magnoliopsida, Ranunculales, Papaveraceae. The coding region runs from base 1 to 597 and encodes 198 amino acids. The transcript has 2 exons. The record is from RefSeq and is a predicted model, not a curated record.